This is a messenger RNA of Hypomesus transpacificus, 1072 nucleotides long. RefSeq lists its product as uncharacterized. Lineage: Eukaryota; Metazoa; Chordata; Actinopteri; Osmeriformes; Osmeridae. The record is from RefSeq and is a predicted model, not a curated record. Gene Ontology annotation, cellular component: nucleus. The transcript is spliced from 6 exons. Gene Ontology annotation, molecular function: RNA polymerase II cis-regulatory region sequence-specific DNA binding; DNA-binding transcription factor activity, RNA polymerase II-specific; protein dimerization activity. The coding region runs from base 257 to 937 and encodes 226 amino acids. Gene Ontology annotation, biological process: spermatogenesis; regulation of DNA-templated transcription.
AGUUUGGAAAUUAGACAACUAGGCCUAUCAGUUUUUUGGUGCACUGGCUUUUGGAAAGGAGUGUCUCCGUGAAGAACUAGUCUAGUGGCAGUGAAGUACUGUUAAUAAUCGCUUUUAUGUUUAGUGUAGGCCUAUGUAAUGAGCCUAAAGCAAACCUACACUUGGCACGUCUGCAUCACGUACAUGAAUGGGAGACGGAAUGGUUGUUAAGGCUGGCCUAUAGGAUACAUUCACUGUUUGAUACAAGGUGUCUACGAUGGAGCGCAUCGCCCCAGCGAGUCUUACUAAUGAUGGCGGCGGCGGCGGCGGUAGUGGUGGUGAAAUUAUGCCGGAGGAGCGAUGUGGAGAUUCAGAAAAGACCUCCUGGGCACAGUGUGAGCUAGCAGCCUCUGCAGGCCCGCUCUGCUCUCCCAGCCUGGGACACACACCUGUCCCUAGGAUCCUAUGGGAGGAGCACCAGAAUGAAGCCGAUUUUGAUGGUGGCUGUGAGGUGGAGGGCAGUGAUGAAGAGGAAGGUCUGAAUGAACUGCAAAGGAGAAUGAAGAGGGAGUUUCACAUGGCCAUGAAUACUAACAAAGGCUGUGCUAUAAUGGAGAGAAACAGAAGGAGAAGGAUCACAUCGAGCUGCAGUAAACUGCGCAACUUGCUUCCCAAAAUCCCCGGAAGCCGAGCUGACAUGGUGACGGUUCUGGAGAUGACCAUCGCCUACCUGGAAACCGUCCAGGAGUUGGUCUGCUCUGGAUGUCCGCUAGGGGUCAACCCACAGGUCAAUGCUAAUACACAUAUCCUGUGUCCGCCAGAGAAAGUGCAGCGUGGAUGGAUGAUGGAAUCGAUGCUGCGCCGUCCACAGGGUAAAGCUCGCGCUGGUCACUCUGGUCAACAGGAGUCUAUAUCCACUACCAGGUGUAGGAGCAGUACCGCUAAAUCUGCUAGAUAACUGAGGGUAUGAAGACUGUAUGAACUCUGUUCUGCUCACCGGGCCAAGAUGGCUGAUGGACAGUGUAUGUAUAAUCCCUAAAUACUGUCAAUGUUAUCAACAUCUGCACAACAAUAGUAAAAAUACUUCACUAAC